GGUGUCCCCUCCUCCCGGUGUGUGUGCCUCCUCCUCCUCCCUCCUCCUCCCUCCUCCUCCCUCCCUCCGCCGCUCGGUGUCCUCUCGGUGUCUGGGUGCGUAUAUAAGCUCCAGGUGAGGGGGGAUGUCCGCCCGCUGAGCUCCGGGUGGAAGAUGCUGCUGCUCGGUCUGACGCUGCUGCUGACGGCCGCCGCCGCCGCCGACCUACCGGACACCGGCGCUCCGCCGCUCCUCGGGCCGGGACUUGGCUUCUCUCCGUCGGUCUCCGCCUCUGCCUCCGCCCCGCCGCUCCUCCUCCUCCCGCAGCCCCGGCCGGAGUAUGGGGCUCCCGGUGUAGCCUUGGCCCGGUCCGCGGCGGAGGAGCCGGCUGUCCCCGCAGAGGAAGAAGAGGGUCCGCAUCAUCAUCACGGCGGCGGGUACCGGGUGGUCCAGUGGGAGUGGAGCUACGUCCAGACCCCCUACAUCAUCGCCAUCUGGCUGCUGGUCGCCAGCGUGGCCAAGAUCCUGUUCCACUUCUCCCAGCGGUUCACCACUGUGGUCCCAGAGAGCUGCAUGCUGAUCCUGCUGGGUCUGGUUCUGGGCGGGGUCGUCCUCAUAGCCAAUAAGAAGCAGCUGUACCAGCUGGAGCCCGCCCUCUUCUUCCUCUUCCUGUUGCCCACCAUCGUGGGCGACGCAGGGUACUUCAUGCCGGCCCGCCUCUUCUUCGACAACCUGGGAGCCAUCCUGACGUACGCGGUGGUGGGGACGCUGUGGAACGCCUUCUGCACCGGCUUCUGCCUGUACGCCGCCAAACUGCUGGGGGUCAUAGACGAGCGCGUGCAGGCCGACCUGAUGGACUUCUUGUUGUUCGGAGCUUUGAUCUCGGCCGUCGACCCAGUGGCGGUGCUGGCUGUGUUUGAGGAGGUUCACGUCAACGACACGCUCUUCAUCAUCGUGUUCGGAGAGUCGCUGGUUAACGACGCCGUCACCGUGGUUCUCUAUAAAGUCUACAUCUCCUUUGUGGAAGUGGGAGUGGAGAACGUUCAGACAGCUGAUUACUUCAAAGGAGUCGCCUCCUUCCUCAUCGUCAGUAUCGGGGGGACUCUGGUGGGUCUGGUGUUCGCCGUCAUCCUUGGCUUCAUCACUCGCUUCACCAAGAAGGUCCGCAUCAUCGAGCCGCUCUUCGUCUUCCUGAUGGUCUACCUGGCUUACCUGACCGCCGAGCUCUUCUCCCUGUCCGCCAUUCUGUCAAUGACCUUCUGUGGUAUCGGUGCCAAUAAAUACGUUGAAGCCAACAUUUCCCAGAAGUCUCGGACCACGGUGAAGUACACGAUGAAGACUCUGGCCAGCAUUGCAGAGACCAUCAUCUUCAUCUUCCUCGGGAUCUCAGCUGUGGACAAGUCCAAGUGGGCCUGGGACACCGGCCUGGUGUCCUGCACGCUCGUCUUCAUCUUCGUCUUCAGGGCGGCGGGUGUGAUUGGUCAGACCUGGGUUCUGAACCGCUUCCGCCUCGUCCCAUUGGACAAGAUUGACCAGGUGGUGAUGUCAUACGGCGGCCUGCGAGGGGCAGUGGCGUUCGCUCUGGUGGUGCUGCUGGACGGAGAGCAGGUCAAAGCUAAGGAUUACUUUGUCGCCACGACGAUAGUGGUCGUCUUCUUCACUGUCAUGUUCCAGGGUCUGACCAUCAAACCUCUGGUAGACUGGCUCAAAGUUCCUCGAUCCACCAGCAGGAAGCCGACUAUCAACGAGGAGAUCCACGAGAGGGCCUUUGACCACAUCCUGACAGCAGUGGAGGACAUUGCAGGACUGCAGGGAUACCACCACUGGAGAGACAAGUGGGAGCAGUUUGAUAAGAACUACCUGAGUAAACUGCUGUUGAGGAAGUCAGUGUACAGGAAGAGUGAACUGUGGGAAGCCUAUCAGAAGAUCAAUAUCAGGGAUGCCAUCAGUGUGAUCGACCAGGGCGGGAACGUGCUGACCUCAGCCAGACUGUCUCUGCCCUCGAUGGCCAGCAGAGCCUCGUUCCCAGAAGUCACCAAUGUCACCAACUACCUGCGUGAGAACGGCAGCGGUGUGUGUCUGGACCUCCAGGUGAUCGAUAACGUCCCCGGAGCCAAAGUGGAGGAGGACACGGAGACGCACCACGUCCUCGCAGAGAACCUGUAUAAACCCCGGAGACGGUAUCAGUCCCACUACAGCCGUCACUUCAUGCCUCUGGGGGAGAAGGAGCGCCAGGACCGGGAGGUGUUUCAGAGGAACAUGAAGAGCCGGAUGGAGACGUUUAAAUCCACCCGACACAAACGGCACAAGAAGGAGCGCAGCCUGAAGAAGCGGCGAGGAUCUGAUGCCAAGGAGGAUGGCAGCGACAAACCCAGACGCAACGUCAGCUGGCAGGACAAAAAUCCUGUGGUUGUUCCUGUGGAGUCAGAGGAGGAGAAAGGUGAACAUUCAGACCCUGAGAAGGAGGAAGAUGUCGGGAUCACCUUCGUAGCGCGUAAAGCAGAGACGCCGAAACAACGACCCAAAUCAGUCCCAGCAGCUCUGGACGGGAGUCCCUUAGCCAGCCCCUCCUCCCCCCCCAGUGGGGACAGCCACCUCCCAUGGAAGGGCAGCGUGGGUUCUCCUCCCCCCUGUGUGUCUGUGGAGGCCAACAAGAUCAUCCCUGUGGACCUCCAGCAGGCCUGGAACCAGAGCAUCUCCUCCCUGGAGAGCAUCUCCUCCCCGCCCGUCCCCGCCGAGCCCGUCCACCCCCGCGUCAGCGCCCUCUCCAGAUUGGGAGGACCCCGGCCGGCCUCCUACACCCCACCGGGCAGUACGGCCGGCAGCACCUCCUCCAUCGGGGCUCAGGUGUUGCAGGGUCCCUUCUGCUUCCCGGAGAGGAAUAAGAAGGAGGAGGAAGAGGAGGAGGAAGAGGGGGGAGCAGUGCAGGAGAUGCAGCCACUCAUGUCAUCUCUGAGGCCCCCCGGCUCCCUCAUGCCGCCUCCGGCCCCACCGCCGCCCGGCUCCGCCCCGGGUCAGGCAGGAGGAGGGAACCCCUGCGUCUACCUGCGGAGCCUGGUGAUGGCGCCUUCUCCUGGCAGCGGGGAGCCACACAGCCGAGGCCCCACCCAGCUGUAGACCCCAGAUCAGUCCCGUCCCCUCAGAGCGGAGCGGGAACUUCUCUCAGCCAAUCAGCAGCUUCAGCACUCACACACACACCGUCCAAUAGGAACGCAGCUCACGGUCUUACAUUGUCUCUGUAUCACAGCUGUCCAUCCGUCCACAUAAUCCUGCAACUAAUCAUUAUUUUCAUUAUUGAUUAAUCUGUCAAUCAUUUUCUCCAUUAAUCAAUGAGUUCUUUAGUCCAGAAAAUGUCAGGAAGGACAACAGAAACCAGAAAUAUUCACAUUGAGAAGCUGAAAUAUUUUUUUAUUAAUUAAUUAAAUUUAGGAGCAGUAGUCAUUACUCAUUUUAAUCAGGUUGACCUACCAGGAAAGAAAAAGCCCAACACUCAAUGUCCUCAGUUUAUCCAGCAGGUGUUCAAAGUUGCACAAUUCAGCCAAAUUUUGGGGGGAAUGUUAUUCUGGUACGUCAAACCCUUCGUGGGGCAGCUGAAACUACCGAGCAGUCUGCUGUUGGGUGGGGGGGUCUCUGAUUUUGGCCAGUUAAUGUUGUAUCCAGAAGAUUUUGAGAAACUAUCUAGAGAAAGGACGCAGACAAACAGGAGGAUGUCAUCAGCAAAAAUAAAGACCCACAACGAUUAAUAAAUAAAUGAUAAAAAAUAAAAAUAGCUGGUGAUUAAUUUAAAGUUGACAACUAAUCGAUUAAUCAACUAAUCACUUUUCUGACUCUUAUGUCAAAAGUUUCUUCUGUCUGUCAGUCUGGUGUUAUUCUGUGUUUUCCUUCACGUUCAGACUCAAACCAACAACCUGUCUAUCAGAUAUAUUCUGUUGGUUUCAGUUCUGUUGGCUGUUGAUGAGACAGUGACCAGUGACUCACAGUUUCACAUCAACAGUGAGCUCCACACUGAAAUAAUUCACCCAGUCAUGGCUCAACACUGCUCUCCUCUUUAGGUCUUUAUAGGAAAUGAACUGCAGUAUUGAUCAGUUCUCCAAUAAAUGCUAUGUAAUCAAUCAUAAAGGUCCUGCAGGAGGUGGAUGGAUUGUCUUAAACCAGAGAUAUUCUCGUUGUUAACCCUUCUAAGUCCCUACAUCUUUCCUGGCUAAUCUACAUCAAUCGUUAGCUAGCUGGCUAAUUAGCCUGUGUUCUGCUAAUAUCGCUAUCAGAUAUAACUUGCUAACCAGCAAUUAAUGUAGAUUAGCUAACAUGCUAGCUAACCAUUAAUGUAGCCUAGCUAACUAGCUAAGCAUUAGCAUUUUGCUAAUAUUAGCUAUUUUAAGAUGUGACUAUAUAUAUGUCUCUUUUAUCUUUGAACCAUCUUCAAAAUGUGGUUGUCUUUUCAACAUAGUCUAGCAUAUAGCAUAUCUAAGCACAGGAAAGGAGGAAGUUGGCCGAGGGUUGCUCAAUUGUUAUUGGAGCACAAAGAAAAAGGGGCGGGGCUUAGGAAGGGUCAGAGGACAUGCACAACCAUUGGUCCAAACGCAGGAUACACGAAGCAGCCAUUAAGUAUGCUAGUGCGUGGUUAAAAGCGUCUCCGGCCUUAAAGGAUCAUUCUGGUUUAUCACAACUUUAACUGUAUUUUUGUAGUUUUUUGUACUCACAAAGUAGAACGUUAUAAUCUUAGCAGGUAAUUAAUGAGUACAGUAUUGUCACAGCUGACUAAAGUGACGGACAUGUGAUAAAAUGGUCCUUUAAUGGAGGCUGAAACCUGCUGUCUGACCACAGCUCAUAGAAGCUUUUAAAGCCUUAUUUCUCUGUCUGUACACACACUGUCAACAUGUAUAUUGAUUCUGUCAAAGCUGCUCAUAUAAAGUCUAAAAAUGUAUUUUGUAAAGCUGCAAAUAUAUGAAAUCUACAGAGUUAGUUUAUUUUGAAUGACCAAAGUGUGUAAAAAGAGCAUAAAGAACAUUUCUACAGUGUGUAUAACUGCCUUACAGUGUAGCUGAGUCAGUGUUCGACCAUCAGGUUCAAUGUUCCACCAGCAGCGUCUCUGUGAUCGUCUUUACUUUGCAGUCUGUUGUGUCGCUUGUUUUGCCAAAGAAUGUGUUUGCCUUAAUGUCAGAGCUGCUUCAGUCUGAUUACAGUCCGACAGCCGCUGCAGCAGCUUGACUCUGACACUGCCGCUGACACCCAGUCGCUCAACCAGGACACACUUACAGCGGACGGUUAGAGCCACAUGGCAAACAUUUAUCUGAGUUUAAAGUAAAAAAAUGUGGUCAUAUCUUCUUCUGUACACUCCAGCAAUACGUUUGCAAGAGAGUGUUUUGGAAAUGUUGACAUGCCAAAUGACCUCUUUCACAGCAGUAUUAUUAAAGCACCUCAUGGCUGUAUAUAUGAUUAUAUGAAGGAUGGCAGCCUUGUUCUUGCUCUCGUAGAGAACUACUGUGCCCUUAUUAUGGGAGGGAAAUGGGUUUAAUGUUGCUGUACACGUUACCUAUAUGGAGAUAUAUAGAUAUAUAUAUUAGUGCCAGCUCAGAGCUAUCAGAGCUUCUGGAAUAAUACAAUGUAGUCGUAAUUAAAAUUUGGAUGAAAAAUGAUAAUUAUAAAAAAGUUCCAUAUGAGGUGAAAGCACCCACCAACGAAGAAGUAAUUCCCUGUGUGAACACAUGAAGUGAUAAAGUGAAGAAUGAUGCAGAAUAUGGAGGAUGAAGUGGUGAAUGUGACUCUGCUGCAGCGGCCUGUUGGUGGCUGUUGAUGGCGUCUUAUCGUUGCCUCAUUGUACAGCAGUGAGAACAAACCUUUAUACUGUACAGAUACUUGAACCAGAGAGGUGUUAGCAGUGUGGAUACUUUAAUCACGCUUUAUUUGAACACAACAAUGUGUCGCACAGCAUCACAGCCGUCUGUCUCAUCUGUGAUUCAGGUCGUCGUGUGGAAAAUCGAAUGAAAUAAAAUCUGUCUUUGUGCCAAAUGUUUGUUAGCUUCUGUCCACAGAACUCAAAGCCAAUAAAUGUGAGGUGUGUUUUUCUGAAUGAA
This is a messenger RNA of Dicentrarchus labrax (European seabass), 6053 nucleotides long. RefSeq names its product solute carrier family 9 member A5 (gene slc9a5). Lineage: Eukaryota; Metazoa; Chordata; Actinopteri; Moronidae. The transcript has 16 exons. Gene Ontology annotation, molecular function: sodium:proton antiporter activity. Gene Ontology annotation, cellular component: membrane. The record is from RefSeq and is a predicted model, not a curated record. Gene Ontology annotation, biological process: regulation of pH; sodium ion transport; proton transmembrane transport. The coding region runs from base 154 to 3096 and encodes 980 amino acids.